GUUUCAUGUUUGCAUUAUUGCUCUGAAGGUUGCUGACUUAAAGAGAGACUGCACCAUCAGAAAUGCACCACCCUCCAGCCAGCGAGGUAAAUUUCCAAACUUUAGUUCCUCCCUCACUCCGCCUCCUUUCACAUUCCCAUGUGAUGCAGGAGGGAAUGCUUGUUUUGAAACCACACGUGCUCCGCCUUAUAAAGGCAGCCAACACUUGCACUUCAUCACAAUGAAAACAAGACACAGACGUGACCAUAUCAUUUCUCAAGACACAAAGAAAAGUACUGACUGCCUCUUCAUGAUGGUGAAGGAGAGCGGCAAAGGCAACUCAGUUGUUGGAUCAGAGACGCCACACAGGUGCAGCCUGUCCUGCCUCGGUCCUCUGACCUUCCACCCUCGAGUUGUGGGAGACAUGGUCCGCCUGAGUCGUGGGUGUUGCCUAGCAGAGAAGAGGGAGAACACAUUCAAGAACGGCCUGGUGUUCAGCAGCCGGCCAGUGAAGAUCCGGGAGAGGAUUCGUCUGAGGGUGAAGAAAGAUGUGCUCAACUGGCACGGAGCUCUGCGUGUGGGCUUCACCACCCUGGCGCCCUCAGCCAGAUCUCUGCCUCUGCCCACCAUGGCCAUCCCCAACCUCACUGACACCCGAGGCCACUGGGCCGCACCAGUGCACGAAUCCCUCUGCCAAGCAGGUUCAGAGCUGGAGUUCUGGGUCUCUUCUCGAGGAACUGUUUACUUUAAGAGCAACAACAUCAGGGAGCACAAGCUGCUAAAAGGAGUGGAUUUGAGUCAGCCGCUGUGGGCCAUGAUAGACAUCUACGGACAGACCUGCUCCAUUCUCCUCCUUGGUUCAGAGAAAAAAGAUCUGUUUUGGACCAGACGGUCCUGUCCUGUACCUGAAUGCCUUGACAACAACCGCAGUUUGAUUCCUGAUGUCUCGAGCCUCCUGAUGUCUCGAGCCAGGACAGUUGAUGAAUACAUCAACUGUCCUGACAUGGAAGAAGGUGGAGACAGCGUAAUGAGCUGUGUGGUGUGCAUGGAAGAACAGGCCAAAAUCACUCUACCUUGUGGCCACCAGUGUUUAUGUAACCAGUGCACCUCCAGGAUCAUUCAGCAGUUUGGCACCUGCCCGCUGUGCCGACACGCAAUCAGAGCUCCAUCAGUGGAGGGGAUAAGGACUGUCUCUGGGCAGCUCUAAGCUCACACAUACCUGGCAGGAAUCACCAAAUACAAGCUGCUGAGUGACUGUGACCAAAAAAUAAUCAAAUGUUGUAAAUGUUGUACAGUGUGUGUAAGAUAAGAUUCAUACUGAGUUGCUGAUGUCAGGAUAUAAAGUUGAAUAUUUGAUGUAAGAUUAACUGUGAAACCUUACCGCUUGUAAACUGCACUUUUGUUGUGAUUGUUAAAUGAGGAAAAGGGAAGGCACAAAACAUUUUUGAUAAAGACAAUCGAUAACACAUUUCUAUUGCACUUACAGGACAAAGUGUAUAAUAAUUUAUAUUUGCUGCAAUAAUGUUUUGGCUCUUUGAUGUAUUAAAUCUUAAAUGUAUUUAUGUAAAAUUAUUUUUGUUCUCAGGAAAUUAUUUAUUUUUGUUUGU
Messenger RNA from Plectropomus leopardus (leopard coralgrouper), 1586 nucleotides. RefSeq names its product E3 ubiquitin-protein ligase NEURL3-like. The record is from RefSeq and is a predicted model, not a curated record. Gene Ontology annotation, cellular component: early endosome. Gene Ontology annotation, biological process: ubiquitin-dependent endocytosis. NCBI's taxonomy places the organism in Eukaryota, Metazoa, Chordata, Actinopteri, Perciformes, Serranidae. Gene Ontology annotation, molecular function: ubiquitin protein ligase activity.